UGGGAAUUCUCUUUAAGAGUCUGUGCUGGACCAGCACUCUGCUGGGUGGUUUAUUCGGUCUUAGCAUUAUGUUUCACUUGGAACGUCUUUUUUUUCACGUCAGCGUAUGGGGAGCAAGAUGUUCAACUUCCAGUAAGACAGACACUCCGUGAGUCACAUUUGCAUGCAGCCCUCUAACUCGUACACAUCCACCAAGAUCGAGAUCGCUCUCUUCACCCUCGCGGGCCUGGACCAUGCUAUCAUGACGGCGCUGAUAGUUUUCAAGAUUCUGACUCUUAAAAGACAGCUGCCGCCUUCGCCUUGCCAUGCAGAACAAUUGCGGUUUUACAACAACGCAGUUACGGUCCUUUCGUUGUAUUCGAUAAUCUAUCUUCCUCUCUUAUCCCUGUACCCGGUCUUUGGGUCAAUCCAUCUACAAUCUCGCUACAUUUACAUGCCAACUUUAUGCCAACUAAAUGCCAUUUUGCCUACUCUCUUCACACUUCACUCGCUUUUUCACACUUACUCUGGACAUUAAUCGAUACACUACACGAAGUCGGACCCCCCCGUUUGUUUUUUUUUGGGUGGCCGCGAACUGAAUAAUUUGCUUAAUGCGUUAACUCAAGU
Messenger RNA from Cantharellus anzutake, 606 nucleotides. RefSeq lists its product as uncharacterized. The record is from RefSeq and is a predicted model, not a curated record. The coding region runs from base 164 to 517 and encodes 117 amino acids. NCBI's taxonomy places the organism in Eukaryota, Fungi, Basidiomycota, Agaricomycetes, Cantharellales, Hydnaceae. The transcript is spliced from 3 exons.